Messenger RNA from Meloidogyne enterolobii, 438 nucleotides. The record is from the annotation of a GenBank genome assembly. NCBI's taxonomy places the organism in Eukaryota, Metazoa, Nematoda, Chromadorea, Rhabditida, Meloidogynidae.
AUGUUUGUAUUAAAAAGAGGAACACUUGACAUUUUGUCUGAUAAUGGCGAGCACUAUUCCAGAUUAACCCAAGGCGGAAUAUUUGGUGAAAUGGCUAUAUUAAAGCCUUUGGGGCCGUUGGGGAAGUUGCUAGCGAGGAGACGUUAUUCUCUCCGUUCUGUUGGGUAUUCAGAGGUUUAUUUACUCUCUCAAGAGGAUGCUUUAGAUGUAUUCUCUGACUAUCCUGCAACCUCUCUAUUACUCGAAAACAACGAAAUUUGCUUGGAGGAUUUAGUUGAGAAAACAAAAUUUAAUCCGUUUGAGUUAAGCGGAACGGAAAGUGUUAAUGAAAUAUUUCAAUUACUCAAAGAAACAUUGGAUACACUAGAUAAAGAACUAGACACAGUUUAUGUCAAGUUUGCGGUAAAUUUUAAUUUUUAUUUUUUAUUUUUAAGUUGA